Molecule: messenger RNA, 1640 nt
Organism: Patiria miniata (bat star)
Lineage: Eukaryota; Metazoa; Echinodermata; Asteroidea; Valvatida; Asterinidae
Exons: 7
Coding region: 216-1256 (346 amino acids)
Source: RefSeq, a predicted model, not a curated record
CAAGCCAUGCCAAGUACAAAAGUGCAGUGAUUGUGGUGCUUCAUAAAUGAUUUAUGUUGCACAAGUCGGGAGCAAUGAAUUAACACGUUUGAACACUGAAAAUAAACCUACCAGCAUUGCUUUUGAUGGUGAUGUGAGUUAUGGAAUUGCUAGCUCUUUUUUGCCUGUAAUCAGUGUCCCUUCAGCAUUGAAGUUCUCAAAACGCUGUGACCAAGAUGAGUUUACUCCGUCAGCUGGAUUUGACGCCAAACGGUCCGGCCGUGAACGUCAUAUUCUUCAAGGAAUUUCUGCGAGUCCGGCCGGAUUUCUUCGAGGUGGUGAACGGCCAGACGCAUCAGUUCUUCAGACAUGACCCCGCCCGCGUGCUCGUCUGCGAUCAGUCUGACAGCAGAGCUGCUUUGUUCCCGGAAUCAAUGGGACACAUCUUGAAGGUAACCAAUGAGAAUGAAUUAGAGCGACUGACCGAGAAGAUGCUGCGACUGCCGCUCUUCUUCACAAUAGAUCUGAAACGAAUGCACAAGUCCGGAAAUACCAGAUACAUAAAUACGGAUGAAGCAGCUGUCAUUGUGAACUCACAGCAUCCAUACAUUCAGGAUCACUACCGCGGAUUGCUGACGGAAGCCAUGGAUCUCAUGAGGGACGGCAAGAAGUUUGCAGUAGAGCUGGACUUUAAUGGGGUGCUUGAGGACUGGCUGCUUGCCCAUUACCGCGCCAUGGGGCAAGGGGGUUCUUUCAACACCGUCUACCGCUCCAGGCUGGGCAGGGUGGCGGUCACCAAUCAUGGUGAAUACUCCCAGGUCUUCUCCUGCGACAACUGCCCGACCGUGGGCUACUGGUGGACAGCUUGCUUCCCCUGCUGCUUGGUGGCGUGUCCCAUCUACGUGCUUCAACGCAAGCUUCGUGUGGUGGACCUCGGUGGGCGUGUCAAGGGCGUGCAGGCGACCACCUUCACCUCCAACCUGACCAGGCGUGAGGUGGAGGGACAGUUCAUUGCCGCUGCCGCUAAUCUGCUGCUGCAGCAGCGCCACAAUGCACAGAGACAAGCCGCGGUUACACAGCCACCACAGCCGGGCCCCCCACCCUCCUACACACCAGCACCCCCCUACACACCAACACCCCAGGGUCUGCCCCCACCCCAGGGUCUGCCCCAGCCCCAGGGUCUGCCCCAGCCCCAAGGCCAGCUCCAACCCCAAGGAGGACCUCAAGAAGUGCCGGCGCAGAUCAUGUAUGGCAACCCAACACCGCGGGUGGUGUAAGCAUUAGCUAGUGCCAGAGUUGCAGUCAGUCACAAGUCAUUCACAACUCUUCCAGUCUCAAGUCAGGUCACAAGAAAUGGAGUACCGAAGUGAAUGCGUCACGCGCACAAAAUAUGUGUGAAAGACAUAAGCGCGUGAUUCAGCCCGUGAACCAACAAGCGCGCGUACUCCAUACGUUUGCACUAUACUUUCUGGUUCUAAAUGACGUCACACUUCGGUACUCCAUUGUGAUGAACUUGACUACUUCUCACAGGUCUUGCCAAGUACAUGUACUCUUCUCUGUUGCAACUCAUAGAUCUCCUUGACGUCCAACAAGCAGGACCUGUUGUUGCGACUUGUAACUUUACCAAACGUCGGUCAUUCUACAGGGUGACCCCCCCCCCC